AUGUACGAGAAGGUGCACCAGUGCCAACCGGACCUCUGGUUGAGCGCACCCAGACACGCCUCACCUGUCAUAGGAGAGGGCUGUGCCCCUCCCUUGCCCUUCAGGCCUGGCUCUGGCACUGUGAAGAACGCCCUAUUCACAGGCCGCACAGCCCUCAGCAGUCGCUUUCUCUAUUUUGAUCUUUGGGCAAGAGAGCCUGAAGUGGAGCACAUCCUCUCAGGCAGGAACAGCAACGGUAACCAGCGGGCAAGAAGCAGAGCCUCGCAAGAACGGACCUCCAGGCCCAUCGGGGUGAGGGCUCUGGGAGAACAAGACCCCCACGCUCAGUCUGUCUGCUGUGAGGCCCCGCAACAGACUGUUCCAGGUCAAGGUCUUGGAAAACCUCGGUUUCCGCAAUACACGAGCGCUCAUCCUCUCGCGGCCCAGUUAAACGCUCAGCUGACUCAGGGCUCCCACACGAAGGAAAGAAUGUUCUCCAAGGGGCAUCCCUGGAGACAAGUCUGUGACCGUGCACUACAUUUGGUGACUCUCAGUCCAUUCUGGAAGGUGGGAAGGGAGUCAGCCAGCAGCGUUAAAGCCCUACUGUGUGGCAGGGGAGAAGCUAGGGAAGAUCCCCCAUGUUCUGCCUUCAAUGAUAUUGCCCAAUACUUCUCUAAGAAAGAAUGGGAAAAGAUGAAAUUCUCGGAGAAAAUCAUCUAUGUGUAUAUGAAGAUAAACUAUGAGGCCAUGACUAAACUAGGUUUCAAGGUCACCCUCCCACCUUUCAUGCAUAAUAAACGGGCCACAGACUUCCAGGGGAAUGAUUUUGAUAAUGACCAUAAUGGCGGGAAUCAGGUUGAAUGUCCUCAGAUGACUUUCGGCAAGCUCCAGAGAAUCCUCCCAAAGAUCAUGCCCAAGAAGCCAGCAGAGGAAGGAAAUGAUUCAAAGGAAGUGCCAGAAGCAUCUGGCCCACAAAACGAUGGGAAAUAGCUGUGCCCCCCGGGAAAAGCAAAUACCUCUGAGAAGAUUAACAAGAGAUCUGGACCCAAAAGGGGGAAACAUGCCUGGACCCACAGACUGAGUGAGAGAAAGCAGCUGGUGAUUUACGAAGAGAUCAGCGACGCUGAGGAAGAUGUCGGCUUCAGGGAUAUAACACAUGCCCGUGAUGAGAAGCAGACCUUGGUGACCUUUCACGAACAUGGGCAUGGCUGUGGACCCCUUGCCAUCAGGAUUCUGCAGCAGGUGGUUGGGCAUCUUGGCCUUCGCUCUCUGAACAAUUUUCAAGUUAAAGAUCUGGGACCAUCCAUUUGGGAGUAUGUGGGAGGAGACACAGAUGAAAUCAUCAUCUGGGGAACGUGGAGGAAUGAGGAAGAUGCGUGCACGGUAGACCCUGUGAUGGACAGCGAAUAA
Molecule: messenger RNA, 1389 nt
Organism: Cercocebus atys (sooty mangabey)
Lineage: Eukaryota; Metazoa; Chordata; Mammalia; Primates; Cercopithecidae
Exons: 10
Biological process (GO): regulation of DNA-templated transcription
Cellular component (GO): nucleus
Source: RefSeq, a predicted model, not a curated record